Messenger RNA from Labrus bergylta (ballan wrasse), 951 nucleotides. NCBI's taxonomy places the organism in Eukaryota, Metazoa, Chordata, Actinopteri, Labriformes, Labridae. The record is from RefSeq and is a predicted model, not a curated record.
ACUUGUAAUUAAAACGGAUUUUCUGCUUCAUGCAUGUCAAUUCAACAUCACAAAAACAACAAACCUUUAUUAUUUUUAACCCAUCCACCACCCCGUGUCGGUCAUCAGACUCUGAUGAUCAAACGGGAGCUCUCCAAAGACCCCGACCUUCGGGUGCAAAGCUGGGAACGUUUCCUGCCCAAGUUCCGCCACAAGAACCUGGCCAAGCGCAGGGAACCGAAGAAGAAGAGUGUGAAGAAGGAGUACACGCCGUUCCCGCCAUCGCAGCCAGAGAGCAAGGUUGACCAGGAGCUGUCCACGGGAGAGUUCUUCCUGCGUGAGAGUGUGAAAAGGAGGAAGAAGAUGGAAGAGAUCAAGGUAAAACAAGCAGAGGCUAUGACGAAGAAGCAGGAAGAGCGGAACAAAGCCUUCAUUCAUCCCAAAGAGAAGCCGUUAAUGAAGAAAUCAAUCAAAGCUCCGACAGAAGGCAAGCUGGACAUCGAGGCCUUCAAAGAGAAGGUGAAAAAAGCCAAAACAAAGAAACUUGGAGCUCCACCAGUGAACACAGCUCCUCCCACAGGUAGAGCCACCACAAACAAAAAGAAAAAGAACAAAGGCUAACAAGAGACCAUUGGAUGAAUGUGUACCAUGUGAGAUGGUAUUUGUUGGACUGAGAAAGGACACAUCCAGAUGGGACUCGGAUCACAAUCGAUCAUGGACUUCUUUUAUUGAACACUUUUUGUUGAGAGGACUUCUUGCCCAUUUUCAUUAAUCUGUUUUGGAGACCAAUCCCCAGUCAAAGAAGAUGAACACACCACCAGUGACUGACAUCAUACAGUUUCCUUUUUUGCUAACUGUAAUCCAGACUUUGUGUGGUGGAUUUUUAUACGUUUCAAAGUACAUUUUCCUCUUCUUUUCUUAGACAGCAGUUUGUUUGCUAGGAGGUAGGACUGAAUUAGCGGACAAUGUGAA